ACUAAAACAGUAUCCAUGAAAUCAUCACCAUGCAUGUGGCAUGUGCUAUCCCCUUCUUCCACGCUUUAGAUUUGGCUUAUCAACAUUACAGAAUUUUCCAGCAAUUUUUAAUUACUCAUCUUCAUGAUUUAAUUAAUUUCCUCCUCAUUGAUUCUUUUUCCACCACAUCAUUGCUAAGAACCUCAAAUACUCAUCAUAACAAAUUUUCCUUAUAAAACCCACCAUUACAUUCCUUCUAGCUUUGCAUUAAUACAUUAAUACUAGAGAUAAUCAUCAUUAUCAUCAAUAAUGUUGAGAAUACUUGUAUCCAUUGCAUUAAUCUCAACCCUUGUUCAUACAUCAUCUUCAAGUUACUCUCCCGCCACACAAAAAUCCAUAAACACAUACAAGAAAUUCAUAAAGGAUGAGUGCAAUUCAACCACAUACCCUAAUUUCUGUUACAACUACUUGUCACACUACGCGUGGCAAGUCAAAACAAACCGCGUCACACUCACAAAAGUAGCCGUUAACAUAACGGUAAUGAUUGCGAAGAGCUCGUUCAAAACGCUGACAAAACUAUCCAAAUCGACGAGCCUAACAAAAGCGGAGAGUUCGGUGCUGGCGGAUUGCCGGGAUAACAUAGACGACACGGUGGACCGGCUGCAGCAGUCUGCAAAGCAGUUGGCGCGGCUGAACGGAACGAGGACGGUGGAGGAGAGGUUUGAAUGGGAUAGCAUAAAGACAUGGAUGAGUGCUGCAAUUACGGAUGAGUACACUUGUACGGAUGGAAUCGGUGAAAUGAAAGUGAGGGUUCCAUUGCAGAAGAAGAUCCAAUCCAGUAUUGCUAAUGUUGCUUGGAUGAAUAGCAAUGCUCUCGCUCUUGUUAACAAGAUUUCUUACUAGAGAUCCAUCAAUCUUAAUUAGAUUAUUUGAAUGAAUUCAAGUUGAUGAAUACUUGUGUACAAUUAUUUUCAUGUGAAGUUGAUAGUUGAAAAAUAUAAUUUAACUAAUUUAAUGAUUUUUAAUUAACAACUUCACAUAAAUACGACUACGACUCAUUUGCACAUGAGUUUCUACCAUUCAAGUUAUAUACAUACACUAUAGAGUAGUGUUUUUCUUCGUAUAUGUGUUUAAUGGUUCCUAUCAAGUUAAUUCAUUCUGCUUUUAGUGAUUAGUCUUGUUUUGCAUGCAU
Molecule: messenger RNA, 1171 nt
Organism: Arachis ipaensis
Lineage: Eukaryota; Viridiplantae; Streptophyta; Magnoliopsida; Fabales; Fabaceae
Product: pectinesterase inhibitor 4-like
Biological process (GO): negative regulation of catalytic activity
Molecular function (GO): enzyme inhibitor activity
Source: RefSeq, a predicted model, not a curated record